CAAUAUUAAUAAAUGGCCUUGGGGGGUCACGCAGGAAAGAUGCCAUGAUCGCCGUGGUCUCUUAAUUAGAACCUGCUAUUUUAGUAUCGUAAUCUACGAGUACCUGCAGUACCUGGUAACUUUAGUUCUCCCCGAGGGCCAAAUGGGAGGGGCCGCUACUGCCUCUGUAUGCCCGCUAUCCGAUAGUGAAAACUGAUGCAGAAGGGACUGCGAAUCAGAUCAUUCACAUGUCGUCCUUCCGUUUUCCUCCAUUGUGAAUUAACUUCCCUCUCUUGAAAGUCACUUCCUUCUUUUCUUUCAAGUCCGGUUUCUUUGCUAUCAAGUACUGUCUUCCUUCUCUACCAUCAGAUCAUUGAAUUGCUAGACCUAUCCUUUUCCUUCGGACUGCUUAUUUAUACUCAUCUACCUCGCCAAACCCGCUUAUUACCAAUCAAUUUUCAUGCCUUACUCUGCGAUUCCUGAAGGCUCCACUGGAUGGAGCGGGGAACUCUCUGACUCCUCCACUUCUGACUCCUCCACUUCUGCCUCCUCCAUCUCUAUCUACGACUACGACGAAUCCCCGGCAAACAAGUCCUGGGCCUCUGCCUUGCCGGUGGCACAGGGUUUGUACGACCCAGAGUACGAGAAGGACGCCUGCGGGGUCGGUUUCACCUGCCACAUCAAAGGUGCAGCCUCGCACAAGAUUGUUUCUGACGCCAAGCACCUUUUGUGCAACAUGACCCACCGUGGGGCCGUCGGCUCCGACACCCGUGAUGGUGAUGGGGCUGGGGUGAUGUCAUCCAUCCCACACAAGCUUUUGGCCCGCGAGUUUGCGUACUUCUGUCAGGUGGACUUGCCGCCAAUGGGGGAGUAUGCCGUGGGUAAUGUCUUCUUUAAGAACGACACAGCAGUAUUGGCCCAGUCGAAGCGGACGUUCGAGCUGAUCGCCGCUGGCUUGGGGUUGAAGGUCAUCGGCUGGAGAGAGGUCCCUCGCGAUUCCACCAUUUUGGGCCCAGCCGCCUUGUCCCGUGAGCCAGUAGUUCUCCAACCUGCGGUUGUCUUAACCUCCUCCUUCGAUGCCCUUUUGUUCGACAAACAGCUCUUCCUCUUGCGCAAGCAGGCCACCACCACCAUCGGGUUGCACAAUUGGUUCUACAUCUGCUCGCUCUCGCCGCGCAACAUCGUCUACAAAGGCCAGUUGCUGCCGUCGCAAGUCUACGCAUACUACCACGAUUUGACCAACUCGUCGUACGAAGCCCACUUUGCCUUGGUCCACUCGCGCUUCUCUACCAACACGUUUCCGUCGUGGGACAGAGCGCAGCCGUUGCGCUGGGCCGCCCAUAACGGUGAAAUCAACACCUUGCGAGGCAACAAGAACUGGAUGCGCGCACGUGAGGGAGUCAUGGCGUCCAAACUCUUUGGCACCGACUUGGACAAGCUCUACCCCAUCAUCGAGGACGGUGGUUCCGACUCCGCGGCCUUUGACAACGUCUUGGAGCUCUUGAUGCUCAACGGCGUGUUGACGCUUCCAGAAGCAGUGAUGGUGUUGAUUCCCGAGGCCUGGCAGAACAACCCCGACAUUGACCCGCAGAAGAAGGCGUUCUACGAGUGGGCUGCGUGCUUAAUGGAACCGUGGGACGGACCGGCUUUGUUCACCUUUGCAGACGGGCGCUACUGCGGAGCAAACUUGGACCGUAACGGCUUAAGACCGUGCCGCUUCUACGUCACAGACGAUGACAUGAUGGUCUGCGCAUCGGAGGUGGGGGUCAUUCCCUUGGAUGCGGCACGGAUUGUCCAAAAGGGAAGAUUACAGCCGGGAAGAAUGUUACUCGUGGACACCAAGGAGGGGAAGAUUGUCGAUGACCGUGAGUUGAAGCAAAUGGUGGCCCGGAAGUUCGACUUUAGGUCGUGGGUCUUGGCGAACUUAAUCACCAUGCCUGAGUUGCAACGCAAGUUAGAUGCUGCCAAAGUCUCCCAGAAGUCCAUCUCUAAGCCCUCUGCAAGUUCCGAUGGUGAAGCCUCUGAUGCUGGCACUUCAGAUACUUCCGCUUCCGAGGGUCUUACCGAUGAGACCUCCCUCUCCGGUACGGCUGCUUCAACUCCUGUGGGAUCCGACGAAGUCGCCAAACCCCGCAAGGAACUCGUUUCGACCUCUGUGCUUGUCCCAUACAGCUCCACUGGAUCUGAGGCCUCCGGUUUCACCGUCAACCCCAACCUCCUCGCUUUCGCCUACUCUCUCGAGCAACUCUCACUCCUCCUUGCCCCGAUGGCUGAAGGCAAAGAGGCGCUCGGGUCUAUGGGUAAUGACGGCCCCCUCGCCUGUCUCGCAGAACAACCCCGUUUACUCUACGACUAUUUCCGCCAACUCUUUGCCCAGGUUACCAACCCGCCAAUUGACCCGAUCCGCGAGGCCAUUGUCAUGUCCUUAGAAUGCUAUGUGGGUCCACAGGGAAAUCUCUUGGAAAUGAAGGCCGAGCAGUGCAACCGUCUUCUUCUCAAGUCCCCCGUUUUGACCAUCGCUGAGUUUGCGGCGCUCGAAAAUAUCAACCGAGUCUACCCUAAGUGGCUGGUGGCCAAGAUCGACAUCACCUUCGCCAAGAAUGAGGGCUUGAACGGGUACAUGGACGCCGUGGACCGAAUUUGUGAGGAAGCUUCGCAGGCGAUUAUGGACAACCAUCAAAUCAUCAUUCUCUCUGACCGCAACACGAGCCGCGACCGCGUCCCUGUAUCCGCCUUACUCGCUACUGGGACCGUCCACCACCAUUUGGUGCGCCACAAGCAACGCUCCAAGGUUGCUAUCGUUGUGGAAACCGCGGAAGCGCGCGAAGUCCACCACAUUUGUGUGCUUCUUGGUUACGGUGCGGACGCCAUCAACCCCUUCCUCGCGAUGGAGACGCUUCUCAGCAUGAACGGGAGUGGGCUUCUCCGUGCCAGCCUCCCAAACGAUGAGAUCAUUGCCAAUUACAUGCACGCGAUCGACGGGGGCAUCCUCAAGGUGAUGUCGAAGAUGGGGAUUUCCACUCUCGCAUCUUACAAGGGUGCCCAGAUCUUCGAGGCGCUCGGCGUAGACAACUCGGUGAUUGAUCGGUGUUUCGCGGGCACUGCCUCCCGUAUCAAGGGUAUCACCUUUGAGUACAUUGCCCAAGACGCGUUCUCGCUUCACGAAAUGGGCUUCCCCUCCGCUCCGUCAUCUGUCCCAAUGUCCUUGCCCGAAACCGGCGAGUACCACUGGCGCGAUGGUGGUGAUCCCCAUGUUAACGAUCCUACCGCAAUCGCCAACAUCCAGGACGCUGUCCGCAACAACAACCACCGGGCGUACGAGGCGUAUUCCAAGCGUGAGUACGAAGCCAUCAAGGGAUGCACCCUCCGCGGGUUGCUUGACUUUGACUACGACAGUUGCACCCCUGUUCCAAUCGACCAGGUGGAGCCAUGGACGGAGAUUGUUCGCCGUUUUGUCACGGGUGCUAUGUCGUAUGGCUCCAUUUCUAUGGAAUCCCAUUCCACCAUUGCGGUGGCGAUGAACCGUUUGGGAGGCAAGUCCAAUACUGGGGAAGGGGGUGAAGACCCUCAGAGGUCGUCUGUUAAUGCCAACGGUGACACCAUGCGCUCGGCCAUCAAGCAGAUUGCCUCUGGGCGGUUUGGUGUCACGUCCUACUAUCUUUCGGACGCGGAAGAGCUCCAGAUUAAGAUGGCUCAGGGAGCGAAACCAGGUGAAGGUGGUGAGCUUCCAGGCCACAAGGUCACCGCUGCCAUCGGUAAGACCCGUCACUCCACCCCGGGUGUGGGCCUUAUUUCGCCUCCUCCGCACCACGACAUCUACUCCAUCGAAGACUUGAAGCAGUUGAUCUACGACCUCAAGUGCGCCAACCCCCGCGCAAGAGUCUCGGUCAAGCUUGUGUCCGAGGUUGGAGUCGGUGUGGUGGCUUCGGGUGUUGCCAAAGCCAAGGCUGACCACAUCCUCGUCUCUGGCCACGACGGUGGAACCGGAGCAUCCAGAUGGACGGGGAUCAAGUACGCCGGUUUACCCUGGGAGCUUGGUCUCGCUGAAACCCACCAGACCCUUGUCUUGAACGACUUGAGAGGCCGUGUGGUGGUUCAGACGGAUGGGCAGUUAAGAACCGGGAGGGAUGUGGCGCUUGCGUGUUUGUUGGGGGCCGAAGAGUGGGGUUUUGCCACCACUCCAUUGAUCGCCAUGGGCUGUAUCAUGAUGAGAAAGUGCCACUUGAACACCUGUCCCGUUGGGAUUGCCACGCAGGAUCCGGAGCUCCGCAAGAAGUUUGUGGGGACCCCAGAGCAUGUCAUCAACUUCUUCUACUACAUUGCGAACGAGCUCCGCGGGAUCAUGGCCAAGCUCGGGUUCAGGACUAUCGAUGAGAUGGUGGGUAGAGCCGAGCUUUUGACUGUCAGAGACGAUUUGCGCACCACCAAGAAUGCCAAUCUUGAUUUGUCCCCAAUCUUGACACCUGCCCACACCAUCAGGCCCGGUGUGGCCACUCGUUGUGUGCGGAAGCAGGACCACCGUCUCCACGUCCGUUUGGACAACAAGCUCAUCGACGAACUGGAAGUGACCCUCGAGAAGGGUUUGCCGGUGAAGAUUGAAGCUGACAUUAUCAAUACUGACAGAGCCGUGGGUGCCACCUUAUCCUACCGUGUGUCGAAGAAGUUUGGAGAAGACGGCUUGCCAAAGGAUACCAUUCACGUGAACCUCACCGGGAACGCCGGGCAGUCCUUUGGGGCCUUUUUGGCCCCGGGGAUCACCCUUGAAUUAGAGGGUGACGCUAACGAUUACGUUGGGAAGGGUUUGUCUGGUGGGCGGAUCGUGGUGUACCCUCCAAAGUCCUCCCAGUUCAAGGCCGAGGAGAACAUUCUUGUCGGUAACACCUGUUUGUACGGUGCAACUUCUGGCUCCGCGUUCUUUAACGGUAUCGCUGCGGAACGGUUUGCUGUCCGUAACUCGGGUGCCACGGCGGUGGUGGAGGGCUGUGGUGACCAUGGGUGCGAGUACAUGACCGGAGGAAGGGUUGUUGUAUUGGGAACCACCGGGCGCAAUUUUGCCGCUGGGAUGUCUGGGGGUAUUGCCUACGUGUUGGACAUGGGCCAGACCUUUGCCAAGUGCGUGAAUCCCGAAAUGGUUGAGCUUUCGCAGGUUACAGACCCAGUGGAGGUGGCCUUUUUGAGAGGUUUGAUUGAAGACCAUCGUCACUACACCCAGUCUGAGAUCGCCACGCGUGUGUUGAGUGAUUACAACAGGUUCUUGCCUCGCUUUGUCAAAGUGUUACCAUGGGACUACAAAAAGGUGUUGGAAGAGGAGGCGGCCAAGAUGGAGAUCCACAAGCAGAGUGAGGUCACAAGCUUCCUCCGCGGGAUCAAAGAAGACCCAGAGACCGAUAUCACUAAUGGCGAGUGGAAAAACUCCAAGAAGCCUGUUACUGCCCACACGCACAAGGCGGAGCCAAAGUUGGUUGAUUUGGAAGACACCAUUCUUGACACUUCCUCCGCCACCAGAAACUCCACCAAAGUCAAAAAGCUUGACAAGGUCAAGGGAUUCAUGAAGUAUAAGAGACGGGCUGAAAAGUACAGACCGGUGACUUCUCGUACCAAGGAUUGGGCGGAAUUGUCGUCACGCCUCACCAAGGAAGAGUUGACCCACCAGACCGCCCGGUGUAUGGACUGCGGAGUUCCAUUCUGUACUUCCGACACCGGUUGCCCAAUCUCCAAUGUCAUUCCUCAAUGGAACGAGCUCGUGUUCCAGGACAGAUGGCAGGACGCCUUGAACCGGUUGCUCAUGACGAACAACUUCCCCGAAUUCACAGGGCGUAUUUGCCCUGCCCCUUGUGAAGGGGCUUGUGUUUUGGGCAUCAACGAAGACCCGGUGGGAAUCAAGUCGGUGGAAGCUGCCAUCAUCGACCACGGGUUUGACCAGGGCUGGAUUGUUCCGCGGCCACCGACAACCAGAUCGGGUAUGACUGUUGCGAUUGUUGGCUCUGGUCCUGCCGGGUUGGCCUGUGCUGACCAAUUAAACAGAGCUGGUCACCUGGUGACCGUAUACGAGAGAUCCGAUAGGGCCGGUGGGUUGUUGAUGUAUGGUAUCCCUAACAUGAAGCUUGACAAGAAGAUUGUCCAGAGAAGGGUGGACUUGUUGGCUGCUGAGGGUAUCAAUUUUGUCUGUGGCACCACUAUUGGCGAGGAUAUCACCACUGCGGAGUUGAAAUCCCAAAACGACGCUGUUGUUAUGGCAGUGGGUUCCACCAUCCCAAGAGACUUGAAGAUUCCUGGUAGAGGGCUCAACAACAUCAAGUUCGCGAUGGAACUCCUCCACAAGAACACCAAGGCCUUGCUUGACAACGAGCUUGAGGAGGUGAGAAAAAGCUUGGAGGGUAAGCAUGUGGUGGUUAUCGGUGGUGGUGAUACCGGUAACGAUUGCUUAGGGACCUCCACUCGCCACGGAGCCAAGUCGGUAACCAACUUUGAGUUAUUGCCUCACCCGUCGGCCAGAAGAGCCAAGGACAACCCAUGGCCACAGUGGCCUAGAGUGUUCCGCGUGGACUAUGGGCACGCUGAGGUUGCCGAGCACUACGGUAAGGACCCUAGAGAGUACUGCAUAUUGUCCAAGGAAUUCAUUGGUGAUGACAAUGGCAAUGUUACUGGAAUCAAGACGGUCAGGGUGGAAUGGAAGCGUACUGAUGCCGGGGCCUGGCAGAUGGCCGAGGUCCCAGGGUCUGAGAGUGUGUUCCCAGCUGAUGUAGUGCUUCUCUCCAUGGGUUUUGUUGGUCCAGACUCUCAGAAGUUGGACACUCCAAGUAGCAAAAGAGGGACUUUGGCCACCCUGGACCCUAACGGAUACAGGGUAGACGAGGGUAACGUGUUUGCCGCAGGUGAUUGUCGCAGAGGCCAGUCGUUGGUUGUCUGGGGGAUCCAGGAAGGGAGGCAAUGUGCCAGAGAAGUUGAUGAUUACUUGAUGGGUGGCACGAAGUUGCCAGGCAACGGGUCAAUUGUGCAACGUGACUACAAGUUGUUGGAGGAGUUGGCGAGCCAGGAGUAAUGGUAAGCUUGGGAUAAAGAUUGCAAGGUUUGUAUACGUAAAUUCUAAUAUU
Babjeviella inositovora NRRL Y-12698 is the source of this 7073-nucleotide messenger RNA. RefSeq names its product glutamate synthase (NADH) (gene GLT1). The record is from RefSeq and is a predicted model, not a curated record. NCBI's taxonomy places the organism in Eukaryota, Fungi, Ascomycota, Pichiomycetes, Serinales. The coding region runs from base 440 to 7021 and encodes 2193 amino acids. The transcript has a single exon. Gene Ontology annotation, molecular function: FMN binding; glutamate synthase (NADH) activity; flavin adenine dinucleotide binding.